GACAGCUGCUGCUUGUUGCAGGGCGUGUUUGUGUUAAGAGAAUAGCGUUGCACGGGAUUGAAAACCAACGAUUUGUUUACACAUUCUUGAUAUGCUUGUUUUUUUUAUCGACUGCAAACAACUUCCUGAAUACAUAACUGGAACAGAAUAUUUUCAUGAGUGUAACAAUAAACAACGGGGCGAAAUUGUGUCAGUUUCGACACAGCUGAAUGAAAGGAUCUGAAUUUGCAAGUGGGGUUUCGGGUGCCCAUGUUACUCCAGCCGAACUGGAAUGAUGUCAUUCCUGUGGCAGAGCAGGCUGUGUCGAGCACAACUUACCUGGCUGAGCUGCAACAGAGCCUCAAGCCAGGGUGGACCGUGCAUGUCAACAGAGAUGGGCGACUUUAUUACUGCAAUCAUGUAACACAAACUUCUUCAUGGCUGCCACCAGCUGAAACUUGGACAGACAGGGGUAAUGGCUUCCCUUAUGGAUGGGAGGAAGCCAUUGACACAAAUGGAAAGACAUAUUUCAUCAAUCAUCUCAAUAAAACUACAACAUAUGAAGAUCCUCGUAAAGACUGGACAGAGGAACCACCUCAACCAAGAGAAGUGGAACUCAGCCGUCAUCCUGAGUUGGGCUUCGGUUUUGUUGCUGGGAGUGAAAAACCUGUUAUUGUAAGAUUUGUUACUGAAGGUGGCCCAAGUGUUGAUAAACUACAACCUGGAGAUCAGAUUCUCAUUAUUAAUGGGGAAGAUGUAAAGAAAGCUCCACGUGAUCAUGUAAUCCAGCUUGUAAGGUCAUGUAAAGAAACAGUUAAACUCACUGUUUGUCAGCCUCCUCUUGACAAUUCAGCUCGAAAAUCUGCACUCCUCAGUGCAGCAAAAAAGGCGAAGCUGAAAUCAAAUCCUUCACGUGUUCGCUUUGCAGAGGGUGUUGUUGUGAAUGGAUCACCACUUUUUCCUCCAUCUACAUUUUCCUCAGGAGACUCAUCUGUUCCUUUCAUGCCUAAUGUCUUGAAAGUAUUCUUAGAAAAUGGUCAAACAAAAUCAUUUAAAUAUGAUUCAAAUACAACAGUUAAAGAUGUAGUAGAUUCAUUGCACCAGAAGCUUUGCAUAAAAGCUAUUGACCAUUUUUCUCUGGUUGUUGAACAUGUGAAAAGUUUGAGGAGGAACAAACUCACUUUGCUGGAUCCUAUGGAGCCCCUAGCAAGGAUAGCUGCUAGACCAGGUUCUCAUAACCUGAGGUGCCUGUUCCGAGUAUGUUUUGUACCUCGAGAUGCUUGUGAUCUGGCUCAACAAGAUCUUAUAGCUUUUGAAUACCUUUAUAUGCAGUGCUGCAAUGAUGUUGUGCAAGAACGCUAUGCACCUGAACUGAAAUAUGAUAUAGCACUACGUUUAGCUGCUUUACACAUUUAUCAGCAUGCACUGUCCAAUAAUAUGUCAGGGAAGAUAACUGUCAAGGCAAUAGAGCGUGAAUUUGGCCUUGAAAGGUUUGUUCCUGUUUCACUCAUAAGUACAAUGAAGAGGAAGGAGCUUCGUAAAUUGAUUGGCCAUUUUCUUAAACUUAACAACAACCUUUCUCCAUCAGGACAGAAGAGUCUUACAAGUUUGCAGGCAAAGCUGUAUUAUCUUAAUAUUAUUAGUGAAUUGCCAAGCUAUGGAGCUAAAUGCUUUUCAAUAAAUGACAUGAGCAUUGAACGUGUCAUUUUAGUCAGCCCUAAAUUUGGAAUCAGUCAGAUAACAGGUUUGAGGAACAGUGUUCCUGUUCCACUGGCUGACAUAGAGCAAAUGAGCCAGAUCACAGUAAAGCGAGAAGAUGAAAUAACUCGCUGUGUAAAAAUUCAUUUUCCAGAGUCAGAUAAAAAGGAACUGGUGUUAAGUUUAGACGAACAAGAUGCAGCAGAACUUGUGCUUGUGUUGCAAGGUUAUUACAGAUUGUUGACUGGUUUGGAGUUACCUUUAGAGAGAGACAUUAUACCUACAUGGGUUGAUGAUGCAGCUCCGUCAUACCAUUCACAGCACUUUGUUGUUCCUGCAACAUGGAGCUAUGGUACCAAAGAAACAAUUAACCAUACUGCCACAUUUUCUGUGCCACCUCCAUACCAGUCACUCCAUAUAAAAACCAAUGGACACCUGCUGUCAUCCAGAAUCAAACCACCACUGACAGACUCUAUAAAUCCAAAUAAGACAGAGUAUGGGGUCGAUAAUAAUAUGAACAAAAUGACAAAUAUCCGAAAUGUAAAUGGUACUGCUGGGGCCGAUGGCACCCAUUUUCUACUGGAUGAUAACAGAAAAGCAGCAAGUGGCCAAGUCAUGGACUUCAGCUCUCUUAAAUUUGGAUGUGAUCUUCAGAGUGUGGUUUCAAUGGAAAUAUUGGAGAGUAGCUCAUGCAUAGAUGCUAGAAAUGAAGAGGUAAUGAGAAGAGUUGCUGAAAUGCAAGAAUUGGUGCAGAAUUCAGAGCAGUAUCUGACACAACAUCAGAGGGAAGAAAGUGAUUCGGAAAGCUCACAUAUUUCUUCAUUAGAUUCUGAUGCCCCUGGUCAACUGAAACACAGUGAUUCAUUACUCUUGUUGGCACAGGGACAGAAGCUCAUCUCAGAUGAAGUAAAUGAUGCAGUGAGAAAUAUAGAUUUAGGAGACAAUGAACCAUCUGAGAGUGAUACAGAUUCUAUGAGUACUCCUACAAACAGUCCAUCACACCGGCCACUGUCUGGCAAGGAGCAUUUAGGUUAUCAUUCCAACUCUGUUUUGACAGCCAGCGGAUCAAGUUUUGGACUGCACAGUCCAGAUAACCUGUUACCUAUAGGGUUUCACACAAGUGACCACAGUGUUCAGGAUUUACUUAAACGCUUGCAAGAAGACAAUACACUCCCAUACAAUUUUGCAGAAGGUACAUUAUACCUGGAUCCUGAUAUUAUUGACCUAACAAUGAUACCACCACCAAUUACACCAGAUGAGCUUACACAUGAGGGAGCUAAUACACUGUUGCCACAUCUGAGCCUUCCACCAACUCCAUUUGCUGAUCAUUCACCACUUGAAACAGAAUUACAAAUAAGAGAACAAAGAAUAAACAAUAGAAACAAGUGUUCAAAUCUACGGACCCACAAUGAUUCUUUUCUUGGUGAUUACUCAAAUAAAGAAGGAAGCAUAGAAGUGCUUUCGAACUCCAGUAUGUCAGAUACCAUACAUUCUGGACAGAAUGAAGAGUUGCUUCCAGACCUAGAUUUAAAUUUGGAUUUGGAAGCUUUUCUGGCCUCAGUGACAGUCCCACCCCCAAGUCACCAGGCUACUGGAUCUACUGAACUCACUCCUGAAGAAAUAAUGUCUUUCAUCAUACCACCACCUCCUGUAAAUGGCAAUGACAUACCCACUACUUUGAUGAAGGAUGAUAAACCAAUUUUGAAAUAUCAGAAUGAAAUUCCCAAUGAGGGACAACCAUCAGAUGAAAAGAGUCAUGAAAAAGAUUUUCUAACAAUGACACAGCAUACUGAUUCCUCAAAUUUCAUUGAUGCAUCCAAAAAGAGUAUGAGAACAAUUGAAUAUGCCACUAUAAAUUGCAAGAGUUUCUCUUGUUGUGGAAAAAAGAAAGCAAGUCCACAAAAGAAUGCAAACACAGAAGAUACUAUUCGACCACCACCAAGAAAUGGCCAUGAUAUGUCCAAACCACCUGCAAGACCGCCAAAAUCUGCCGAUCAUUUGAAGCAGCCAAGCAUCCCACCAGAACUAAACUCAUUAACAAAUCGGGAUCUACAAAGAGAAGAGAGUCCUCCACCACUGCUGCCUCCUCGAAAUGACAGUCCCAACCACAAGCCUCCCCAGAAUGCAUGGUUACCUCACAAAAAGCUUUCACCCACACCUGUACUCUGCCAGGACACACCAAACAAGACUUCACAACACAGUCCUGUGCCUAUUAUUAAGGCGGUGCGGUGUGAACAUUCAGACAAUUCUUUGGUAACAACCCCUAGGUCUUAUUUUUCCACUCCAUAUCUUAGGAAUGGCCAUAUUAUAUCAAAUGCUGGGAAUAUGCCACAGAUGAGAGAAUUACUCUUCAGUAAAUCAAAUGCAACAUUAGUUGGAUUACUAGAGCGGCUGGAUGAAGUCAUAGAACAGUGCUCAAAAGCACAAGCUGCAGGAGGUGGAGCCUGCAUGGAUGAAGCAAGGUUUCAGGCAGCUAAGGAGUUACUCACAAACGAAGCACGGCAGUUGGUUACAGCAUCAAAACUUUUUGUUAAGAGUGCAACAGAUGCUUCUGGAAAGGAUCUAACAGAAAAUCUGGCAAACUGCCUGUACCACCUACGACGGCUGACUGAUCUUGCUUCAGAUGUGACUGUGCAUACAACUUCACCUUUGCAGACAAGGAAUCUUAUUGUAAAAAUUAGAGAUGUUACAGAAAUGUUCAAUGAAACAGUCUCAUCUGCUUUAGGAAUGACUGAAGUCCCAGAAACUUUACUGCUACACAGAGCAGAGAGUCUGGCUAGUGUGCUUGCCACACUGUUACGAAGUUUGAGGGUCUUUUCUCCAUAGCACAAGAAUUAGCAUAACUAGCUUAUAGUGAAACUUGUAGAUCAAGAAUAAGAUACUCAUUUCUGUCUGUUAGUUGAUAUAUAGCUUGUAUGUACCAUAAAUAAAUCAACACAUAAACUACAUGUAUUUUGCUGCUUCGCAGCAAGUUUGCUAGUUUCUAACAAUGACCAAUUGUGUGUACAGUGUAAAUUUUGGUUUUUACUUUUUGUUAUUACAUUAGUCAGAAAGACAAAAAAGUGAGCAUAAUAAAUAAUACUUUACAUCAUGGCAGCACAAAAGGAAGAGCACUGAGAAUGAAGAACAUCUGUAGUAACAAUAUACAUUUUUUAUGGAGCAGAAAUGAUUCCCUAUGUAAUUAAAGAGUUGAGGUUUUUAAUGCAAUUGUAAUUAAAGUAUGUAGAUUCCACAAGGCGUUUUUCACUGUCAUGAGAGGUGGUUAUUACUAAAGAAACUGUUCCAAUUUGUGUCAAUAUAGAUAGCAGAAAACUAUCAAAAUCAGUACUGCACAGUAUUUCAACAAAAAAAUACUUCUUCCGCUUUUAAAUAUAUUCAUUUUUCAUUGUUUCUGAGAGAACUGAUGACCUUUAGGAACUGAUAAUUUCAUUUAUCAGCUAGAGAAAAUUACAUGAUGAUUCUUCAUUGUUAAACAGAAGCUUCUAAAGUGCUUGCCAGUUUAAAAGAUGUAAAAUAUAUAAGACUGAACACACCUUUCCUUACUUCUUCUAUAUAAUGCUUUCUCUAGAAAUCAGAAUUUCUUUUCCAGCAUGUAUCAUUAACUUUUUGGUUUAUUAUUCCACCUUAAAUUGCUCAACAGUUGUAUUUAAAUUUUUGGUUUGGUGAAAUAACCAUUUAGGCUCAUAGAUAUAGUUACACCAUCAAUGUUGUUAUAGCCUUCAAACAUCUGUCUUAGCCUAGUAGUAAAGUUUUAUAACAGAUUUAUCUGUGUUUUCUUGGAGUGUUUAUGGCAGCCAUAUACAAACACUUAAUCAGCAUAACUACCAGUAGGGAAAUUGUCACACUGCUUUCACACUUAGCACAGCAAGAAGUUUUCAGAAUCCAGUAUUAGCUGAAAGAAAGAAGGGCUCAAGGAAUACCAGUCUAUAGGUGAAGAUCAUCACAAGCUUGUUUAACAUUAUUCCAGUUCACAUUGUUUCCAGACAGACUCAACACUUCUCCUAGAAAAUUGAGAAUGGCCUCCCUUCAUUAUGUUGGAAGUAUCAUAUGGAUAAAACCUCCCUCCAUAUCUCUCAAAGCAUUGUCUAGUGGAAAGAAACAGACUGUAUCUCUACCUUAACAAAAUAGUUGACAGUGUGGCAAGCAUUCCAGAAAGUUCUCUUUACACUAUUCAUCAAGCAGCAGGUGUCCUGCCUUGCCACAGUAGAAAUACAGUUUAGUUUCAUUUAAUAAGAACUUAUGAUCUAGUUGAGACUAGAUUUUUACUUUCUUAAUGUGACAACUGUGACAUAAUAUCUGUACCGAAACUAACCGUACAUACCAGUUGACAAUUUUUAGGUAAUCUCUCUCACCACACUCCCUCCCUGUACCGAAACUAACCUUACGUACCAAUUGACAAUUUUUAGGUAAUCUCUCUAUCUCUCUCACUACACUCUCUCCCUCCCAAUACAAACAUUAUUCUCCAAAUAAAAAAAGAGGAAGUAUCACCUUGAAUAAAAACUGUUAUGGCACCUAUAAUGAAUUCCAUAUGCAUGACUUACAAUUAUGUGUGGUAUCUAUAUUAAAUUCUUGAAAACAGCCACAAGUCACACUUCGUAUUUAUAAAAAGUUAUUACUUAUAAUAAAAAUACAAAGUGUGACUUCUGGCUGUUUUCAAGUACUUAGUUUUAACAGUUACUCCCCCUGCAGGCAAUGCCUGCUCUUGAUGUAUCUAUAUUAGUUAAUUUUACAAAAGUUUUAUUUACUGGUACUCAGAAAAAGUAUACAUAUUAAGAAAAAAGUGUGGACAUUAUAGAACAUGUAGGUCAGAAUAGUUUUCAGUGAGAACACUGUCUACAGUAUUUUCUGCUAUGCCAUUUCAAUCAGUUUUAAACUUAUAUUAAUUUUACGCUGUGACUGAUUUACAGUUCAAUAAAAAUAUGAAGCUUUUCUAUUUAUUCAUUCCAGGAAAUACCAAUGGUGUACAUAACUUUUCAGUUUAACAGUUCUUCACUAUAACCUAGAAUAAGUCUUAAAAGUACAAAUCAUGCACUACUUGUAGUAAGAAAUUGUCAGUUUAUUUGAUAUUUUUAGUGUUUUUUAUUUCAAGAGGAUGAAGAUAACAAUGACAAUAUUUACCAGACUUUUCUUGUAUUUUUUUAUUAAGAAAGCUAUUUAUACUGGAAGUUAUUACUUUUCUGUACAAUUAAAACAUUCAAGUAUACUUUGCAUUUUAACAUAAUUCAAAAUGUUUGAUAAAACUAGUCAUUAAUUUCUCAUUGUCUAUUUAUAUGUCUGUGUGUGUGUGAGUGUGUGUGAUAACACACACACACUAUUUUUACUUUGUAAGAAUAAGUUUUUGCCCAAUAUGUAUGUAAUAGUAUGUAAUAAUUGUGUGUGUGUGUGUGUGUGUGUGUGUGUGUGUGUGUGUGUGUGUUAGCACAACCUGUGUCAAAGAAAAUUACCUGUAAAAGAUACAUUAUUAUAAAAACAGAGUUACAAAUAAUCCUGUUCAUCAGGUGUACAGAUGGUUUAUCAUUGUUGAUAUACUACUGAAACAAUAGCUUUAAAAUUGUGUAGUUAUUAAGCCUUCUUUUGUACCAAAGUUGUGAUAACUUUUAAAAAUGGUGAUGUAUAAAUCCCAUCUGUUGGGAAAGGGUUGUUUCUUGGAUGUUGUCGAUUUCUUUCACUUUGAUACUUAUCUGUAAAAGUUGUGAACUUACAUAAUUUAAUUUGACUAAAUCAACAUUACUUACAAAUAUUGUAAUAUCUCAGUAUCAUUGGCAGUCUGAACAAAUGAAGAUGAAUUAUUAAUAAAAUAUGU
Schistocerca serialis cubense is the source of this 7480-nucleotide messenger RNA. RefSeq lists its product as uncharacterized. Gene Ontology annotation, molecular function: protein binding. Lineage: Eukaryota; Metazoa; Arthropoda; Insecta; Orthoptera; Acrididae. The record is from RefSeq and is a predicted model, not a curated record. The transcript is spliced from 24 exons. Bases 250 to 4503 code for a protein of 1417 amino acids. Gene Ontology annotation, cellular component: cytoskeleton.